GGGACACCGCGGGUCAAGGAUAUACAAUAUAUACCGAGCUAACUCCCGUCUGUACACGGUCAAUCGUUUCAAAAACCCUAACGAUUGUGGUUCGUUUUUAGCCACAGCCUCGGUACCACGAACAAAUAAAAAUUCAAAAAAUAAAUUAAAACAAAAACCAAUCGAAAAUAACAAUUAAUUUAUCCAAGUCGACGAGAUCUUGAUCACACUAUCGAAUCGUUCGAUUUUAAUUAAAGAAAACACAAACGGAUCAAACAAGGUGGUUGUUAUCUAUCGUUAUUUUGAGAUAGUUGUUUCGUUUAGUUUUUGGCUUUAAUUGUUGGUUGUCAAAAUUGAGGUGAUUUUUGAUGUUGUUUUUUUGGUGAUGUUGUGAUGUGGGGUUUUUGUGAAUCGGAGAUCGCCGAGCAGAGAGGAGGUUUGGCGCCAGUCGAAACAUGUUGACCUCGAGGAAUGGAGGCGGUGCGAUGUUAACAUGAUAGGGGAAGAGAUAAAUAUUUUCUUCUUGUCGUUAUCGUGACGGUAGUGGUGAUCGGCCGGAGCAUGCGUUCCGGCGAUGAGUUCUCAGAGCUCGGAGGUGAUCCUGGUGGUGGAGGUGGAGGUAGCAGUGGUAGAUAUGGUCCGGGGGCUCCUGGAGGAGGACCCGCGGCGUGGUCGUCGUCGGCGCGGGCUACACCGGCUGGUAGCCGAAGUCGAACACCAGCCGAAGUCACCGACGACCCUCUCGGGCCAAACGGAAGCCCCAGGACGACGACACAUUCAAGAGGACCUGGAGUUGUCCCUGGAGGCGGGGGUGGUGGACGACCCGGACUUUAUUAUUCGCCACCGGGCACUUCUUAUACGAUCAUCGAAAGACCUUCUUCGGCAAUGCAUCAUCAUUCACAGGGUCGAGAUUAUGGAAUGCAACAUUUUAGCACGAUGAGUCCUAGAGGUACAUAUUUGGGUUCGAAUCCGAAUUUUCGUAGCACCCCGGGUAACAACAACAAAAAGCGUCCAAUUUCGCCCGAACAAGUAUUGAGACUCUUCGGUAACACUCAAUCGAACGCCAAGUUGAAUUCGGAGCGUCCUCGAAGAUCACCGGCUAGCAGUCCGCCUUCUACAACUCAUCAAAGCAACUAUCGCGUUCCAUAUGGACCCAGUUUACAUGAAUUGUCCACAAGAACGAUUACGAUGGUGCGAGAUCCAGCGGAUGGAACACACGGUUUCGGGAUAUGCGUGAAAGGUGGUAAAGAAGCCGGUGUGGGCGUUUACAUCUCGAGGGUUGAAGAGGGUAGUGUUGCUGAAAGGGCCGGGCUCCGACCUGGAGAUUCGAUACUGGAAGUAAAUGGGACUCCUUUUACUGGGAUAUCACACGAAGAAGCUCUCAAGAUGUUAAAAUCAUGUAGAAAACUGAGUAUGACCGUAAAAUCACCAACGUUAUCCGGUGGAUUUGGUGUAAUGGGUGGAUGUAGUUGGCAUACAAGACAAACGUGUUCGUGGAUGGAUCGUCAGGGAAGACCCGUUUCGCCACCCUUAGAAUAUAGCAGAGGGGGUCAAAUACCGCCUCAAAGAUACGGUUACGGAAGAUCAUCAAGUAAAGAUAGAACGGUACGAAGGGUUGAUUUAUGCAUAGAACCUGGACAAAGCUUAGGAUUGAUGAUUAGAGGUGGUGUGGAGUACAACUUAGGAAUUUUUAUAACGGGUGUUGACAAGGAUUCGGUCGCCGACAGAGCUGGGUUGAUGGUUGGAGAUCAAAUUCUCGAAGUCAAUGGACAGUGUUUUCUCGAUGUCACCCACGAUGAGGCCGUUUCGCAGUUGAAGUACCACAAGAGGAUGUCGCUGUUAGUGAGGGAUGUCGGGAAAGUACCUCAUUCUUGUACGGCUUAUGAUAGGGAAUGGGAUUUAUGUAGUCCGGGAAGUAGGGCAGCUCAAGCAACAAGAAAAUGGGCAGCAUCAAUGCAAAUGGUUGAAGAAAAAGCAAGAUGUUUAUUAUCCAAGCCUGAAUUUACAACACUGUGUUAUUAUACUGAUGAAUAUUCCGCUAGACAUAUGACCAUAGAUGCCUUCGUACAAGUUCUGACCGAACUACUCAAUACCGCUGAAAAGUACACACUAAUGACUGAAAUACGCGAAAUAGUCGCCCUGGAAGAUCGGAUGCGUUUCGAUGAGCUAGUUUAUAGAAGCGAGGUAGACAUGCCAAGAAGAAGAGAUCCUAGAGAACACGAUUACAGACAUUCCAGGAGAAAAGGAGUCCCGGAUUCCAACCACUCUAUAUUAAUGCCCGGCUAUGACGAAUAUUCUUACAAUGAAGAUGAAUACCGCUCGCCAAGCGAAGAUUCAGGAGUUGGCAUGGCUAUUAGCGAUCGAGUACAAAGAGGUAGACCUGCAAGUGCAGCAAAUACGACCGGAAAACACUUAACCGAAAUGAGCGAGCAAACGACACAGGACUAUACGAGUGGCGAUGAGGACAAUCCACCGGGAACAAGAAGUCGACGUCACUCAAGUCCCGGAGAAUCUCGAAGCGGAAGCGUUACCGCCCUGCAUCAACAGGAUUACCCCGAUUCGGACCAGACUGGUUACCUCGGAGGCCUGCGGUCGAGCUUAGGUGGCUGGACGCAGAAAGUGAAAUCUUGGUACUGGGGCAGACCAUUAGAACUUGCUCAUAAAUUAUCACGUAGCUUCGAUAUGAAAGACGAACAAUCGCUUCUUGAAGGUGAAGGAGGUAUGAGAAGACACCAAUCCAUGCAAAGAUUAGCUAGGGGCGAAGGACUGGCGUCAGGUGAUCGAUCCGAAGCUCCAAGAGUUGUCACUGACGCAGAAGGUAACCUCCGGAUAAGCGUAAGAAAAACCAAACCCAUCUUGGGUAUCGCCAUAGAAGGAGGAGCCAACACCAAACAUCCAUUACCAAGAAUAAUUAAUAUUAAUGAAAAUGGUGCUGCUUAUAGUGCUGGUGGUUUAGAAGUAGGUCAAUUAAUUCUUCAAGUGGACGGUACAAGAGUUGAAGGUCUUCAACAUCAAGACGUCGCGCGUUUAAUAGCCGAAUCAUUUGCGCGUCGAGAUCGCGAAGAUAUUGAAUUUUUGGUGAUCGAAGCGAAAAAGAGUAACCUGGAGCCGAAACCCACGGCGUUGAUCUUCCUGGAAGCUUAACAUUUGCUGAGCCUCCCCGCUAGUGACCCGCCAGGGCCCGCACAGAUCACCGAUUGAAAUUCUUUAAAUUAAAGAAAUUAAAAUAAUAAUAAUAACAAAUUGAAAGAUGAGGGGUGUUAAAAAUCUUGGGAUCGCCCAAAAUAUGAAACAAUAAGCUAACUAACCUACAUAAACAUAUCACAUCGCGCGUAAUAGACGUGUAGACCUUGCACCAACAGAGGCCUACUGCCGCUUGUGUAGGUUAGAUUAUUGAAUCGUAAGUAAUCUUUAAAACAAUUCACUUUAUUCCUAACACAUAAAUAUUACUCAAUAUGAUAAAACAGAAUUUAUUGUUUCUGGAUAUCCUUUUCAAAUCAAUCCUUGUCAAAAUUCGAGUAGCAGAGAGAGAGAAAGCAAGGGAGAGUUGAAUGGUGUUUGGUUAUGAUGGUUGGGUAGACAAGAAAGCCGCAUGCCAAAAGGCACGUCGAUCGUCUUGAUAUUUUAUACAUAAUGACAGUAAUAUUAUUAUAAGUUACCAAUAUGUUGCCUCUAGCUCAUUUCUGCAGUCUUGCAUUUAUGCAGUGAGCUGCAAUGAUCACUCCUAAGCUACAAUUCGCAGUGAGCAGCUAUUAUUAUAAGCUGCAGUCUUAGUUCUGCCGAAUUGAUUUGCUUUUUACAUGCUACCUGUAGCUAUAAUCAUCAGUCUUCAAUGUGCAGUUAUGAUUUGCUAUAUAGCUUGCAUUCUGCAAUCUUCAAGAAAAGUAUAAAACAUUACCAUUAACACAUUAACACUACCAAAUACUUCUUCUUCUUUCUCUUGCCCCAUUUCUACAUCUUCCUAUCUCUGGCCAUAGUCCGUACUUCGGUGAGUCUCUUCCCUCUUCUUUCAACCAUCUUCUCAAUCUCUCCCUCCCAUUGAGCUCUUGUCUACCACGCUUUCUCUUUCCUUCUGGCCUCAUCUUGAACAUUUUCUUAGUUAUUUUAUCUUCUUUCAUUCAAACCAGAUGACCAGGGUUGUACCAAACGUUUUAAGCUUAAUUAAUCUGAUGUUCUUGUUCCGUAUCCUAUCUCUUCUGGUUUUCCCCAUCAUCUUGUGUAGGUACUUCAUCUCUGCUGCUGUUAUUUUCGAUUUGUGCUUGUCCAACAUCGUCCAAGUUUCUGACUAAGUGUGCACUACCAAAUACGCUGCUACAUAAAAUACAUUUGGCCAUGUAAUUUCCUAGACCUUUAAUUUGAACUAAUAAUUUCGAUUAAAAUAUCAAUUUCAAUCCAGCUUUUCCAUAAAUUCAAUUUUAUAUUAAUACCAUUAAAUGCAAUUCCAUCCCUUUCAUUCUAUUUAAAUUGUAAUUACGCCACAAUUUAAUUUACUUAAUUACAACAUAGCUUGAACACUUUUAUUUGAAUUUUAAAUAUUCUCGUUUUCUUUCAUCUUGAACGAACGACGAACGAGAAAGAAAUUUACAUUUUAAUAGUUUUCGCGUUAAUUUCGGUUUUAAAGACCUUCACCUUAUUGACUUUUCACCAAUUUUCGUUUUAAAUUAUUAUUAUUUAAAAUUAACUCCUAACAUUAAAAUUUUUAGUUUUUUAUUUCAAUAUCACAAUUAAAGAUAACUUGCGAUUCUCCCAUAGUCACAUAUAAUAUGCAUAAAUAAACCAUUGCAAUGUUAGAUUCGCAAAAUGAAGAAUUUGAUAAUUUAUAAUGCAUGGUGUAUGGAUGAAAUAAAUUAAAUGAUAAAAAGCUUCCAUACAUAAUGCAUUUUUGGAUUAUUAUAAUUGUUCAAAAUAGUAAUUUUCACACACACGUCUAUAUUGUGUAGGAUGCUUUAAAAUAAUAAUAAAACGAAGUUUUUCCUCAGCUUUUCUGUGUGUAGAUUGCAUGAAAACAGCACAUUAAAAAAAAAGGAAUUUACCAAAAAUAAAAUGAAAAAUAAAUGGUUGUUAAUAUGCAUAUUAUAGAAAAUCGUUGUACUUAAUAAAAAUUAUUAAUGAAAAAAAAAAAAAUAAAAAAAUUCGGUGAUAAAAUUUAGCGAAAAUACUAGAGGGAGAGGCACGAAACCUAAAUAAUAAUAAAGCUAAUAAAAAUAGAAUAAGAUCGUUAAUUUUA
Molecule: messenger RNA, 5206 nt
Organism: Onthophagus taurus
Lineage: Eukaryota; Metazoa; Arthropoda; Insecta; Coleoptera; Scarabaeidae
Source: RefSeq, a predicted model, not a curated record